AUGCUUUUCCUUUUGGGGGUUGGCCUCACUCUUCAUGUUCUUCUUAGAAGCCCUAACGACUGUUCUGUUGACGCCAAAUUUGCUCUGCCAGUUGAUUCUAGUAGUGUUUUUUCCUUCGCUAGCUCAUGCAUUUGGCUGGAAAGAAGCGUCGAACAUGGCCUGCAACAUGAAAAGUGGCCCUCUUGCUUAGCUGCUCCAUCCUCCGUUCAAUUCAACUGCUUAAGAGGAACUGCCUCCCUUCGGGGUAUAGGUUUGGAGACAAACUCAAAGUAUUCGGGCCAUUUUUAA
Molecule: messenger RNA, 288 nt
Organism: Protopolystoma xenopodis
Lineage: Eukaryota; Metazoa; Platyhelminthes; Monogenea; Polystomatidea; Polystomatidae
Source: the annotation of a GenBank genome assembly